This is a messenger RNA of Jatropha curcas, 3088 nucleotides long. RefSeq names its product Pleckstrin homology (PH) domain superfamily protein. The record is from RefSeq and is a predicted model, not a curated record. NCBI's taxonomy places the organism in Eukaryota, Viridiplantae, Streptophyta, Magnoliopsida, Malpighiales, Euphorbiaceae. Gene Ontology annotation, molecular function: sterol binding. Gene Ontology annotation, cellular component: membrane; cytosol.
AUUUUAAACUGCCUCCCGUGUCCCGCAUUACUUAUAUACAUACAUACAUCUGAUUUUUUUUUUUUUUAUCAAAAAUUUCAAUUCUCAAAACAACAAAACAAUUCAAUUGACUUCAAUUGUUUGUUACCCGGGUUUUGGAAUUUGGAUUCCUUCUCUCUUUCCCUUCCAUUCUUUCUCCACCGAACUUAUCGCUAUUUAUUUCACUUUCUCUCUCUACAUUCUCGCCCUUUGAAGCCAUAAAUCGUUUUAACAGAAUCAAUCUUCCCUUCUACUUCACGCCAUUUCUCUCUAACCGUUUUCUUUUGGUUUUUCUUAGGCUCCCGUUUCUCCCUCAAAAGCCAAAAGAGAAGAAAAGAAAACAAAAAAUAUGAAAAAGGUUUUCAAUAUGGUCUUCCAUGAUCUGUUUAUUCUCCGUGUAGUCUGAAUUUUCCUUUCCUAUGCAUCAUUUUUGCUGUAUAUCCACCGUCUCCGAUCAUUCCUCCGCCAAGACGUUACCGGACCUUCCUAUGGCAAUCACUUCUAGAUCCGACCCGAAUACCCGAUCUCUCACAUCCAACCAUAACCAACAGAAUCUUCUUUUAAAUCACAAUAACAACGGCACCGAUUGUAUUAACGGCAAUCUCAUAAGCAUCAACAGCGCCAGCCGGCCGAGCCAGCGAUUGGCGGCCGCCGUGGCAGCAGUGACGGCGAAUUCGCUGUCGUUGCCGCGAGAGCAGCAGGUGGAUGUGAGGAUAAAUGACAUAGUAGGGAACGGAAUAUCGGGCAUUCUGUAUAAGUGGGUGAAUUACGGGAAAGGCUGGAGGCCUAGGUGGUUCGUUUUACAAGACGGCGUGUUGUCAUAUUAUAAGAUUCAUGGACCUGAUAAGAUCGUUGUUAAUCGAGAGACAGAGAAAGGAUCCAAAGUCAUCGGUGACGAAUCUAUGAGAAUGAUCUCGAGGCCUAGGAAUGGUUACUCUCAGCCUCAGCCUAAGCGCAAUCCGGUCGGCGAAAUCCAUCUCAAGGUAUCGUCGAUCCGCGAAAGCAGAUCAGAUGAUAAGAGAUUCUCGAUUUUCACCGGAACGAAGAGGCUCCAUUUGAGAGCGGAGUCGCGGGAUGAUCGUUUAGCGUGGAUGGAAGCAUUGCAGGCAGUGAAGGACAUGUUCCCUCGCAUGUCCAAUAGCGAGCUAAUGGCGCCUAUAGAAAAAGUUACCAUUUCCACCGAGAAGCUGAGGCAGCGGCUUGAGGAAGAGGGAGUGAGAGAGGAGGCGAUCCUGGAUAGCGAGCAGAUCAUGAGGAAUGAGUUUGCGUCGCUUCAGAGCCAGAUUGUGCUACUUAAGCAGAAGCAGUGGCUCCUCAUCGACACCCUGCGCCAGUUAGAGACAGAAAAGGUUGACCUGGAAAAUACAGUAGUUGAUGAGAGUCAAAGACAGUUCUAUGAUCAAGGGGCUUCUUCUCUCUCAAGACAAGACAAGUCCAGUGAAGCUAGUGCAAGUGAAACUGAUGAUGAAAAUGAAAGAGCUGAUGCUGCAGAGGAAGAAACCGAUGACGAUGAGAACACUUUCUUUGAUACUCGUGAUUUUCUAUCAUCAGGUUCCUUCAAAAGCAGUGGGUCUGAUUUUCGGACAUCAUCUUUCUCUUCUGACGAUGAAGGUCUUUAUGCACUUGAAUCAGAAGAUGAAAUUGAUCCUUCCAUCAGAACUGUUGGGAAAAAUUAUCCUUAUGUUAAGCGGCGUAAGAAGUUACCUGACCCAGUUGAGAAAGAGAAAGGAAUCAGCCUUUGGUCAAUGAUUAAGGAUAAUAUUGGGAAGGAUCUAACUAAAGUUUGUCUCCCUGUCUACUUUAAUGAACCUCUCUCUUCUCUGCAAAAAUGUUUUGAGGAUUUGGAAUAUUCAUACCUCCUUGACCGAGCAUAUGAAUGGGGAAGGAGGGGUAAUAGUCUUAUGAGGAUUCUUAAUGUGGCCGCUUUUGCUGUAUCUGGUUAUGCUUCGACUGAGGGACGAAUUUGCAAGCCAUUCAAUCCAUUAUUAGGGGAAACAUAUGAGGCUGACUAUCCAGAUAAAGGCAUACGUUUUUUCUCUGAGAAGGUCAGUCAUCACCCUAUGGUUGUUGCAUGCCAUUGUGAGGGUAUAGGAUGGAAAUUCUGGGGAGAUAGCAAUUUAAAAAGCAAAUUUUGGGGUCGCUCAAUUCAGCUAGAUCCUGUUGGCGUUUUGACUUUAGAAUUUGAUGAUGGAGAAGUUUUUCAAUGGAGUAAGGUUACAACAUCAAUAUACAAUCUCAUAUUGGGAAAGCUGUACUGUGAUCACUAUGGUACCAUGAGAAUUGAUGGAAAUCGUGAUUAUUCAUGCAAACUGAAAUUUAAGGAGCAGUCCAUCAUAGACCGAAAUCCUCACCAGGUGCAAGGAAUAGUUCAAGACAGGAGUGGUAAAAGAGUGGCAUCUCUUUUUGGAAAGUGGGAUGAGAGCAUGCAUUAUGUGAAUGGUGAUUGUCCUACGAAGGGAAAAGGAUACGAAUCUUUAAAAGAUGCUCAUCUGCUAUGGAAGAGAAGCAAGCCUCCUCAAUUUCCCACUAGAUAUAACUUGACUCGCUUCGCCAUAACAUUGAAUGAGCUCACCCCUGGGCUUAAGGAAAAAUUGCCGCCUACGGAUUCAAGGCUUAGACCAGAUCAAAGGUAUUUGGAAAAUGGUGAAUAUGAAAUGGCAAAUGCAGAGAAAUUGCGGCUUGAGCAACGGCAACGCCAGGCUCGGAAGAUGCAAGAAAGAGGUUGGAAGCCACGUUGGUUUGCAAAGGAUAAAGGAAGUGAUGGAUAUCGAUAUACUGGUGGAUAUUGGGAGGCAAGAGAAGAGGGCAAUUGGGAUUUAUGUCCUGAUAUAUUUGGCCAAGUCCCUGCUGAUCAGCUUGAUUAAAAGUUCAAACUUAUCAUCAAUUCUUUUCCAAUUUUUUGGGGGAUUUAUAUCCCCAACUGCAGGUGUGCGCAGUAUGGGUAUCUCGUGAAAUCCCUGUAAGUAAAUUAAGAUGCAGUAAUAAAAUUUUUUUUUUUUCUUCUCUCGACGUCCUGCGAUGGCCCUUGGUGAUAUUGGUAUUAUUUCCUAAUUAUUGUCUUGAAUUGCAA